Messenger RNA from Strongyloides ratti, 3744 nucleotides. RefSeq names its product Myosin heavy chain. The transcript is spliced from 4 exons. Gene Ontology annotation, cellular component: vesicle; actin cytoskeleton; cytoplasm. Gene Ontology annotation, molecular function: ATP binding; microfilament motor activity; actin filament binding. The record is from RefSeq and is a predicted model, not a curated record. NCBI's taxonomy places the organism in Eukaryota, Metazoa, Nematoda, Chromadorea, Rhabditida, Strongyloididae. The coding region runs from base 1 to 3744 and encodes 1247 amino acids. Gene Ontology annotation, biological process: actin filament organization; vesicle transport along actin filament.
AUGGUUGUUCAACUAGAGUGGCUAACAGAUCCAGGAUGGCCUUAUCUAAGACAGAUGCCAGAUGAGGCAUUAAAAGAACAAGCUGCUCGGAAGUUUGACAACAAAACACAUACUUGGAUUCCAGAUCCAGAUGAUGGAUUUUCGAUUGCUGAAAUUAUGGUUGCAGAAGGACCAACAUUAUCAGUUAAAUUAUCAAAUGGUUCAACAAGAAAAAUUUCAAAAGAUCAAUGUCAAGAAAUUAAUCCAUCUAAAUUUGAAAAAACAGAAGAUAUGGCUAAUCUUACAUUUCUUAAUGAGGCUUCUGUUCUUCAUAAUUUAAGAGAAAGAUACAGUUCCAUGAUGAUAUAUACAUACUCUGGAUUAUUUUGUGUUUUUAUUAAUCCUUAUAAAAUGUUACCAAUUUAUACAGAUUCUGUUAUACAAAUGUAUAAUAAUCAAAGACGUAGUGAAAUGCCACCACAUUUGUUUGCAGUAUCUGAUGAGGCAUAUCGUAAUAUGAUAACAGAUAAACAAAAUCAAUCUAUGUUAAUUACUGGUGAAUCUGGUGCUGGAAAAACUGAAAAUACUAAAAAAGUAAUUGCAUAUUUUGCUAAAAUUGGAGGUUCUGAUGAACAAAAAAUUAAUCCAUUAAAAAAAACUGUCUCAUUUAGUGAUUUUCCAGUAGGUGGUUCACUAGAAGAUAAAGUUGUUCAAGCAAAUCCAGCCAUUGAAGCUUUUGGUAAUGGUAAAACUAAUAGAAAUAACAAUUCAUCUAGAUAUGGAAAAUUUAUAAGGAUUCAUUUUGACAAAAAUGGUAAACUUGUUGGAGGUGAUAUUGAAAGUUAUUUACUUGAAAAAAGUCGUGUUAUAAAACAAGGUCCUGGAGAACGUAGUUUUCAUAUAUUUUAUCAAAUAAUGACUAACAAAAAAUUACGUAAAGAAUAUUUACUUUCAAAUAACAUCAAAGAUUAUCACUUUGUUUCCCAAGCUGAAGUUACAGUUCCAGGCAUGAAUGACACAGAAGAAAUGUCAAUUACUGAUAAUGCUUUUAAUGUAAUGGGAUUUGCUGGAGAAGAGAAGAAUGAUCUUUAUAAAUUAUGUGGAGCUAUAAUGCAUAUGGGAGAGAUGAAAUUUAAACAAAAACCAAGAGAGGAACAAGCUGAGGUGGAUUCAAUGAAUGCUGUAGAUAAUGUUUGUAAACUUUUCUCUAUAAAUGGAGAAAAAUUUAUACAAGCAUUAUUGAAACCACAAGUUAAGGUUGGUACUGAAUGGGUUUCUAGAGGACAAAAUCUUCAACAAGUUGAAUGGUCUGUUCAGGCAUUAGCUAAAGCCAUUUAUGCUAGAAUGUUUAAAUGGUUAAUAGAUAGAUGUAAUGAAACAUUAAGUACUAAUUUAAGUGAAAGUGUUAAUUAUAUUGGUGUACUUGAUAUUGCUGGUUUUGAAAUAUUUGAUACAAAUUCUUUUGAACAAUUAUGGAUAAAUUUUGUAAAUGAAAAAUUACAACAAUUUUUUAAUCAUCAUAUGUUUGUUCUUGAACAAGAAGAAUAUCAAAGAGAAGGAAUUUCAUGGGAAUUUAUUGACUUUGGUCUUGAUCUUCAAAAUUGUAUUGAUCUUAUUGAAAAACCGCUUGGAAUUAUUUCAAUGUUAGAUGAAGAAUGUAUUGUACCAAAAGCUACAGAUAUGACAUAUGCAGAAAAAUUAAAAAAUCAACAUUUAGGAAAACACUCUAAUUUUCAGGCUGCAAAACCACCUCGUGGUAAACAAGGUGAAGCACAUUUUGCAAUAAUUCAUUAUGCCGGAACAGUUCGUUAUAAUGUUGUUGCAUGGUUAGAAAAAAAUAAAGAUCCAUUAAAUGAUUCUGCUGUAGCUGUACUUAAAACAUCAGAUAAAAAUAAUCUUAUAUAUAAAAUUUUUGAAGAUUAUCAAACAGAAGCUGAUCGUGAAGAAGCACAUCAACGUGGAAAAGAAUUAGCAAGAAAAAAAGGAAAAUCAGCAUCAUUUAUGACUGUUUCAAAUAUUUAUAAAGAAUCAUUAAAUAAUCUUAUGUGUAUGCUUCAUACAACUCAUCCACAUUUUAUUCGUUGUAUCAUACCAAAUGAAAUUAAAAAAUCUGGUGAAAUUGAUGCUCAAUUAGUUCUUAAUCAAUUAACAUGUAAUGGAGUUUUAGAAGGAAUUAGAAUAUGUAGAAAAGGAUUUCCUAAUAGAAUGUUAUUUGAUGAUUUUAAAUAUCGUUAUGCUAUUCUUGCAGCAGAUGAAUCAAGAUUACCAGAAAUUAAGAAUGCUUGUAGUAAAAUGAUGGAUAAACUUGUAAAAGCUAAAAAGAUUAAAGAAGAAGAUUUUAGAGUAGGAGAAACAAAAGUUUUCUUCAAAACUGGUAUCUUAGCUAAACUAGAGGAAUAUCGUGAUGCUGCUUUAUCAGUCAUAAUACUAAAAUUCCAAGCUCAAGCUAGAUUUUAUCUUGCUCAAAUUGAAUUAAAAGAAAGAGAAAGAAAAAUUAAUGCUAUUAUUGAUUUACAAAGAAAUAUAAGAAGAUGGAUCAAAAUUGGAAAUUGGAAUUGGUAUAAAUUAUAUAUAAGAUUAAAACCAUUAAUGGUUGGUUUUAAGACUCAAGAAGAAAUGGAAGCUUUAGAAAGAAAAAUAAAAGAAAUGGAGGAAAUGUUAGCUGCAGCUAAUGAAGAAAAUAAAAAAAUAAAAGCUAUACAAAAUGAGACUGUUAAAAGAGAAGAGGAAUUAAAAAUAAAUAUACAAAAUGAACAAAAAGAAAAACAAAUGUUUGAUAAGAAAAUAAAAGAAUAUGAAGAAGCUUUAGAAAAAGAAAAACAAAUUAAUAUAGAAAGAGAAAACAAAGCUUUAGAAAGAGAAGCUAAAAUAGAACGUGAAAGAAAACGUUUAGAGGAAGAAAUAUUUCGCCAAAAACAGGAAAUGGAGACCAUGACAAUGAAGCAUACAAUUCAACUAGAAGAAUUAACUCAAAAAUUGUUACUCCAAGGUGACAUAUCUGAACAAAUGAAUCAACAAAGAAAGAUUCAAGAACAGGCUAAACUUGAAUUGAUGGAUGAAUUAGAAAGAAUGGGAAAUAAGGUUGAACAUUUAGAAAAACAAAGAAUAAAUUCAUUGGAGGAAUUAAAUAAAUUUGAAGAUAAAAUUAAUAAUGAAAAAAAAUUAAAAGAAGAACAGAUAAAAUUGAGAAAAAAAUUAGAAAAUGAAAUAAAACAAUUGAUAGAUAAAAUAGAAUUAUUACAAAACAAAAAUAAUGUUUUGGAGAAAGAAUUGAAGGAGAGGUAUGAUGAAUCUGUUCGAUUAAAAAAUAAAAAUUUCUCUGAAAUAACCUUAAUUUCUAAAAUGCAAACUAACAUUCGCCAACUUAUUGAACGUAUCAGUCAAAUAGAGGAUGAAUUAGAUAUUGAAACACGUGCUAGAACCCGUGCAGAGAAAAGUAAAGCUGAUCUUCAAAGAGAGUUAGAUGAUGCAUUACAAACGAUUACAGAAUUGACAGGGCAACUUAAUGCUCAAAUGCAUAUAAAUAAAAAUAAGCAACUUGAAUUGGCUGGUCUUCAACGUGAAAUGGAUAAGAAACACAUUGGAUUUGAGACACAUUUAUCUGAUUUAUGUUCAAUGCAAUUAUCUACCUUAAAUAACUUAAGAAAAUUAAGUACACAAGCUAAAUUUUUAGAACAUGAAACUAAUAUGGUUUUGGAACAUAGAAAGCCAUGUGAAAUAAAAAGAUCAUAUUCUUUAACAAAUUAUGAUGAUGACAAAGAAUAA